GACGCGGCCUGUCUCGCGCUGGGCAACCUCAUAAAUGUCUUUCCUGCGGAAGUGCGUGACUGUGGUUAUCCCGACCUCAUGGCCGAGUGCUUCCUCAACAACCUCUCAGAUAGCAUUCCUUCCGUGCGUCAGGGCGCGGCCACGUCUAUUGCAAAAGUCCUCCAGACUGCUGGGGAUCCAGCCCUUGAGACGCGCGCCACUGAGCCCUGGGAGCGUUGUGACGGUGCUAUCCGUCUGAUCGGCGAGCUCGCCUCCCUGGCACCAAGGUUUGUGACUGACACUCUCAUCGACAAGAUGGUCUCCGCUGCUGCCAUCUCCCACUACCCUCACUAUCCAUACCUCCUCGAGACUGCCUGUAGAACAAUCGGCUUCAUGUGUACAGGACUGGAUAAGGCCAUGUUCAAGCGAAACCUGGACUCUUUGUUGCCGGUGCUAGCUUGGGCAGUGAGUUCCGGUAUGCCGCUGGCUGUCUCUGCGGCUGAGGACUGUCUGGCCACCCUGUCCCAGAAACUUGGUCCCAAUGUGCUUCGCAGUCGCGUCGCGAAUCACUUUGAGGUCACCACGGUUCCUCGUCUGCUUGAAGUCCUACCACCGAUCCCCUAUUAG
Dibothriocephalus latus is the source of this 606-nucleotide messenger RNA. Lineage: Eukaryota; Metazoa; Platyhelminthes; Cestoda; Diphyllobothriidea; Diphyllobothriidae. The record is from the annotation of a GenBank genome assembly.